UUCAAGUCGCACGAACGGGCGGAUACGAUCGCGAGCGGUGGGCGCUACGUCGUCGUCGUGCGGGAACCGUGCGAUGUGUUUCAUUCGUUUUAUGAGUUUUUGCCGGCGUACUGCGGGAUAGAGCGAGGGGUGAUCGAGAAGGAGGCGUUCGCGGAGGCGGUGUUCGCCGGGGCGUCGCACAGCGGCGGAUUCGCGGCGCACUACGUGAGUUGGUGGAAGGCGCUCGAGCGCGAUCCGGAGAACGUGAUCAUGUUUUGCUUUGAGGAUAUGAAGGAAAAUCUCGGGGACGUCGUGGACGCGGUGUCGGCGUUCAUGGGAAUCGAGCUCGACGACGACGCGCGCGCGCUCGUCCUCGAGCGCUCGGGAUUCGAGUACAUGCGUAACAAUACGAAGUUCGACGAUCAUUUCGUCCGGGAAAAGGUGGCGAAGCAGAUGGGAAUGGAGGGAACGACGUUUACGGUCGGUAAGGUUCGCGAUGGGGGCGGCGCGGUCGGCGAUGGCUCUCGCGAGCUCCCGCCGAGCGUGCGAGACGCGAUUUCAGAAAAGUGGCGCGCCGAAGUCGCCCCGAACGGUUUCGCAACCUACGGCGACUUCCGACGCGAACUUCGAUCCCGAUGGCGCACGAAAUGGCUGAAACGCCCGGACGACGCGUGA
Molecule: messenger RNA, 654 nt
Organism: Ostreococcus tauri
Lineage: Eukaryota; Viridiplantae; Chlorophyta; Mamiellophyceae; Mamiellales; Bathycoccaceae
Product: P-loop containing nucleoside triphosphate hydrolase
Exons: 1
Biological process (GO): sulfation
Cellular component (GO): cytoplasm
Molecular function (GO): sulfotransferase activity
Source: RefSeq, a predicted model, not a curated record